Molecule: messenger RNA, 732 nt
Organism: Closterium sp. Yama58-4
Lineage: Eukaryota; Viridiplantae; Streptophyta; Zygnematophyceae; Desmidiales; Closteriaceae
Source: the annotation of a GenBank genome assembly
AUGCUGCUGCAGGAGACAGCUGAGAAGCUGCUGCUGCAGAAAUCACGAGGUUUUUCGAGCGCUCCUCGUGUGCUUCAGUACAUGCACGAUGGGGAUAAGAACGGUGUAUGCUUCCAUGCGGGCACGUCGUACGGGCGCCAUCCCUGGAUGAAUCCUGUGCUUCUAGGGACCCUCUCAGUAGCAGCCAGCAGCCCGCCCUCGCGCUACACCGAUGGCAAGGUCAUAGUCUCAGGGGACUACGUGAGCUCGUCCUUCGCUGGGCCUUGUGUGGAGGAGGGCUGCGUGACUGCCUGGUGGCGGGUCGACCUGGGGGAGAAGCACAGGCUUCUGUGCAACUUCUACACAGUCAGGCAGGAUGGCAGCCCCAACUACAUGCGCUCGUGGUGCCUCGAGGCGUCCAACAAUGGAUCUGAUUGGACGAGCCUUCGGCGCCACUCAGAAGACACCUCCCUCUGCCGCCCGGGGCAGUAUGCCUCCUGGCCAGUUGACACCUGCAGUGCAUUCACUCCCAUCAAACCAUCUAAUAAACAGUCAGAUAGCUCGUGCGAUGCGAUUUGCUCAGGGCAGCAUGCUUCUUGGAAAGCUGACGCCAGUGCAUCGCCUGCCGAACUGUGUGAUAUGAUUGGCCCGGCGAGAUUCUUCCGCAUUCGCCUCGUGGGCCCCACAAGUGCAAAGCAGAACGCAUGGAAUCUAUGUUUGUGUGGCAUCGAGCUCUAUGGAUUCUUUUUCUGA